Molecule: messenger RNA, 930 nt
Organism: Tupaia belangeri chinensis (Chinese tree shrew)
Lineage: Eukaryota; Metazoa; Chordata; Mammalia; Scandentia; Tupaiidae
Product: olfactory receptor 4P4-like
Exons: 1
Biological process (GO): G protein-coupled receptor signaling pathway
Cellular component (GO): membrane
Molecular function (GO): G protein-coupled receptor activity; olfactory receptor activity
Source: RefSeq, a predicted model, not a curated record
AUGAAAAACCAGAGAAAUAUCUCAGAAUUUAUUCUUCUGGGACUUUCUGAUGCCCAGAACAUAUAAAUAUUUUGCUUUGUGCUCUUUUUGUUCUGUUAUUAUGUCCUAAUGAUAGGAAGUCUUCUGAUUUUUAUCUCCAUUCUGUCCAGUCCUCUUUUUCACCAACCAAUGUACUUUAUUCUCAUUUAUUUAUCCUCUAUAGAUAUUUGGUAUACCUCUAGCAUUGUACCCAAACUGAUUGGCAGCCUGUUAGGAGGGUCAAAAACUAUUUCCUAUGGUAAUUGCAUGUUACAGAUCUUUACCAUGCACUUAUUUAGCAGUAUUGAGGGCUUUAUUCUUACCGCCAUGGCUUCUGAUCGCUAUGUUGCCAUCUGUACAGCUUUUCACUACAAGACUGUAAUGAACGGGACAAGGUGCAAUCUCUUAGUCCUGACUGCUUGGGCUGGUGGGGGUGUUCAUUCCUUUCCUCAGUUAUCUAUGGCAAUCCAGUUGCCCUUCUGUGGUACUAAGGAAAUUAAUCACUAUUUUUGUGCUAUCUUCCCUUUGCUGAAAGUUGCUUGUACUGAUACCUAUGUUAUGGGUGUCCUUGUGGUUGCCAAUCCAGGUGUGCUUGUCUCACUUACCUUCUUAGUCUUAUUUGUUACUUAUGUCAUUAUAUUAUUCACUUUAAGAUACCAAUCGGCAGAGGGAAGACGGAAAGUUCUCUCCACUUUUGGUUCUCAUGUCACAGUGGUCAUCUUAUUUUUCGGACCUGCAAUAUUUGGGUACCUUAGACCUCCUACCACUUUCCCUGGAGAUAAAGUAGCUCUACUGUUUUAUACCAUUACUGAUCCUAUGUUCAAUCCCCUAAUUUAUACACUGAGAAACACAGAGAUGAAAAACAGUAUGAGAAAAAUUUGGUGUCAAACUUUGUUUUUAAAGGAAGUGUAA